GAGAGUCGUGAUAGCCCAGUGGAUAUGACCUCUGCCUCCGAUUCCGGAGGAUGUGGGUUCGAAUCCGGUACGGGGCAUGCACCUCCAACUUUUCAGUUGUGUGCAUUUUAAGAAAUUAAAUAUCACGUGUCUCAAACGGUGAAGGAAAACAUCGUGAGGAAACCUGCAUACCAGAGAAUUUCUUAAUUCUCUGCGUGUGUGAAGUCUGCCAAUCCGCAUUGGGCCAGCGUGGUGGACUAUUGGCCUAACCCCUCUCAUUCUGAGAGGAGACUCGAGCUCAGCAGUGAGCCGUAUAUGGGUUGAUAACGUAUAGACUAAUCAUAGUAUUAGUAUCGACAUAGCAUCCGUGCGAAGUCGGGGCCAGUCGCUAGUGUAUUGAUAGACGUCCUUUGACCUUUGUGCACUUCUUCCCUAUUCCUACCCUACCCUACCCCACUCCUACCCUAUUCAUUGUUACAAAAAAUGUGUUAAACUCCACCGAUGUUGUGCAAACUUCACAUAAACCAUCUAGGUAUCUACUAAAUAGUCCGAACAAAGCCUAAACAUUUGGUUUGGAUAGGUGAGCUCGUUCUUAAGUUAUAAAAUUGGCAUUGAUUUUAUAUAUCUAAAUAUAGUGCAUAGACAGUGGCGAAGAGUCAAUAUAAGCCGAUUCCCGCCGGGUUACCGUUUAAAAAUCCAUACAUAUUCAUUAUUGUAAUGAAUAUUGUAUAUAGUAGGUAAAUAAUAAGGAUAUAUGAGAAACCAUACCACGCGGUUGAAUUUCCUUUUCUUUGGGUUACCUUCGGAAAGAAAAAAAAAGAAAACAUCCAUCCCAUCCACAAUUUGUGCCAAUACCUAAGCAUUAUUUUAGCAUCUGAUGCCUCAUCCACCUGAGCAAGGCAAGACCAAAACCAAUUCAACCUUCAGCAAUGGUGCAUGCCCUAGUUAAAAGCCCUGUGCACGCCAAUGCCUACGUCACAUUCAGUUUAAAUAUACGUCCUUCGCAGGCAGCCGAACCGUAUCCAAAGUUCGAGCAAGUGUUCACCGCUUACGACGACUCCACGAUGUGUCCUCAACGGGAGGAGUUCAACAACAGCCUCGCUGGCUCCCUGGACUGCCUCCACCUGAACGUCUACGUGCCCAACAUCGCCAGCACCAGGAACCCCCUGGCGGUGAUGGUGUGGAUCCACGGGGGUGGCUUCAGCUAUGGCGACGCUGGACGAUAUGUGUUUGGCCCGAAGUUUCUUGUCAGACAUGACAUCAUUCUGGUCACCUUGAAUUACAGGUAUGUUUUAUGUUCUCUGCUAUGUCAGUGACUUAGGUUUCUAGACGGGUAGGCGGAUCACCUCAUUCCUGUUUCGAUCACGUAGAAAAACUCCAAGCGAGUCGCGAAGCUGGCCACCUAAUUCGAAGAGCCAAUGGAUGUUGGGGUCCCAAGGUGCUGGAAUGGCGACCCCGCACUGGAAAGUGCAGCAGUAUUGGUCGACCCUCCACUAGGUGGACCGAGGAUAUCAAGCGGGUGGUAUCAAAUGGUGCAUUUUAACCGAUUUCAACAAUAAAAGGAAUCGAUUUUACCUCGUUAACCCUAAAGCUUUUUCUUGUUUAUGAUUUUAGUAAAUAAAUGUAAUUUUAAUUUUAUCAGCCUUCUAAAUCACUUAUCAACCAUUUUCAGGUUAGGCCCCUACGGGUUCAUGUGCCUAGACACACCAGAAGUCCCAGGGAACCAGGGCCUGAAAGACCAGCGGCUAGCGUUGCGCUGGAUCAAAAACAACAUAGCAGCUUUCGGAGGAGAUGUCAACAAGAUCACGCUUGUAGGCGAGAGCGCUGGCAGCGUCUCCACAGAGUUCCAGCUGUUAGCCAACCAGGAGAAGCUAUUCAAUCAGGUCAUCCUGCAAAGCGGUACAGUCUUCGGACCAUGGGCAGUCAGCACCCCGGACCUUACCGCACCUUUGAAACUAGCUGCAAGAUUGGGAUUUGAUACAGAAGAUGUGGACGAAGCGGUUGCAUUUUUAGCAACAGCGGACUCUAAUUUGGUUAUUGGAGCAUCAACUGCUUUGUGGCUGGGUUUUGGGCCGUGUUUGGAGAAGAAAUUCGAUGGCGUCGAGAGCAUUCUCACUGAACACCCUAUAGACUCUGACAUGGUUAAUGUCAAGAACACCAACAUAAUGGCUGGAUACACAAACAAGGAACAACUGAUGUCUUUCGCUACAAGGCCUCCCAGUGGGUUUGAGAACCUGAACGUUUUCAGUACGAUCAGAGGGUCUUUCGUUAUAGAUGACGACUUCCAAGCGGUAGAAGAUAUUGUGCGACGGUUUUAUAUUGGGGACGAGCCAGUGACGGAAGCUCUGCGCUGGAACCUCAUGAACUUCGAGUCGGACUGGUUCUUCAACUACCCCACGCAGUGGACCAUCGACAACUACCUGGAGAAAGGGGCUGGAGACAUUUACUACUAUGUGUUCUCUUACAGUGGACAAAGGAACUUCGUCAAGAGCCGCUUCAACGUGACAGUGGAGGGCGCGGCGCACGCCGACGAGCUGGGCUACCAGUUCGACCAGGCCUUCGUCACCGGCGCCCCCACUGCAGACGACCAGCGGGUGAUCGACCAGAUGACCACUCUGUGGGCCAACUUCGUCAAACACGGAGACCCAACACCAACGACCACAGAGCUGCUGCCAGUGAAGUGGUCACUGGUCACCAAGACCACCUACACGUACCUGGACCUGGACAACCCGCUGACGGUGAAGCGGCGCCCCUACAGCGACCGGCUCACCUUCCUCCAGCUGUUCUUCAAGGCCAACUGGCACAGGCUCCGGGCCGUCAACUAAUGUCAACGACAUCAACUUGAUUGAUUUAAUCCCAAUGAC
This is a messenger RNA of Bicyclus anynana (squinting bush brown), 2843 nucleotides long. Its product is annotated as esterase FE4-like. Lineage: Eukaryota; Metazoa; Arthropoda; Insecta; Lepidoptera; Nymphalidae. The record is from RefSeq and is a predicted model, not a curated record. The transcript has 4 exons. Bases 1584 to 2804 code for a protein of 406 amino acids.